AUGUCUAUUACAGACCACAGCCCCACCACCGGCGUGGUGACGGUCAUCGUCAUCCUCAUCGCUAUCGCGGCUCUUGGUGCCUUGAUACUGGGCUGCUGGUGUUACCUGCGUCUGCAGAGGAUCAGCCAGUCGGAGGAUGAGGAAAGCAUUGUGGGAGAAGGAGAGACCAAAGAGCCCUUCCUUCUGGUGCAGUACUCUGCUAAAGGACCUUGCGUGGAGAGGAAAGCAAAGCUAGCUCCGAACGGCACAGAAGCGCAUAGCUAACUUGGAGCAACCCAUGUACAUAGACUAAGCUUGCAAGGGUGUAACCAGCAGCAGUCUCCUCUGCUGUGAAGAGCUUGGUCAUAUGCACACUGCUUACCAAAAGACACCAUGACGAGGCUUAAAUAAGCUUCAUUUGCAACUGCAUGCACUGGAAGUUGCACUUUGCAUCAGCUGCAUUUCCUGCGGCGUCCAAGACAGGA
Messenger RNA from Tinamus guttatus (white-throated tinamou), 464 nucleotides. It is a transcript of the gene SNN, whose product is annotated as stannin. Lineage: Eukaryota; Metazoa; Chordata; Aves; Tinamiformes; Tinamidae. Gene Ontology annotation, cellular component: mitochondrial outer membrane. The record is from RefSeq and is a predicted model, not a curated record.